CAAUUGAUCAUGCAAUCCGGAAAGCCAUUGGUUAUGAAGCUCCCAAUCUCAGCUACCGUACACGAGCUUAAGACUGAGCUUCAGAGUCUUCUCGAUAUUCAGGCGGAAACAUUGGAGAUUUCUCCUUCUGAUGUAACGUGUGCCGAUUCUGAUCUUUUAACUGAAGUUGCUGGUCUAGGCAAAAACAAACAAAUUAAGCCGGUUGUGUCUUGCUAUGAAGGCAACAAUUUUGUGGGCUUGAUACUAUUCUCUCUUCAAGCCGAGGAUAUUGCGGUUCCAUUGGUCGAUAAUUCGGUGUCAGACCCAAGUAUUGACGUUGUGUCGCUCGAAGGAAGUGAAUCUUCCGGGAAUCUAUCCUCGGGAUCUAGUGGCGAAAAAACCAUAGAGACUAAACGGUUCAAACAUGUUCUCCAAUCGAGUGAGGAGAGUGUAGAAAGCCCCUCGUAUGGAGAUAUGCAGGAGGCAUGCGAUAUGGGAGGGUGCGGAAUAAAGUCCCGACCACGCCCGGUUAAAUCUGAGAUGGAAAUGGAACCAGAUGUUAUGAAUGGUCAGCGGCCCCCGUACGUUAACAUUUUGCCAGAGAACAGGCCGUUUGUCGUGGUUAUAUCUUCCUUAGAAUGUGAGAAAAAUUUUUGCGACCUGUUGGAAGAGUUCUUUGGGAUUUUUCGGGACUUUAGAAACGUUAGCUGCUUGGAUUUCAAUGAGGUGACUCCGGUUAUCGAAUACAAUGGGCGGCUUUACAUUGCAGCGGCCAACGAGGAUUCGAUGGACUGGGUGGGGCGCAAAGUAUGCUCCAUGGAGUCGUAUCAGGCCGUCAGUCUCAUAGACUUUCUACACCUGACACCGGCCAGAGUUACGUGGCCAAAGGUCGAGAAGUGUUUGCAGUCAAUUUUCGAGCUUCUGGAACAGCAGAAUGCUAAUAUUACGACGGAUAAGUGGGCUGUGGUGAGCCGCGAAGAUGCACCCCCUAUAGUGACAGAUAUUUGUCCCAACGAACAGGUUGAAAUCUGGAUGGAUGCGGACAGUGUAAAUAUCAUCAAGGGGAGAUGCAACCGCCUCAAAUUUUGUUUUUGGAUUCUCAAAUUUGAGUUUUGCGAGUAGA
Drosophila willistoni is the source of this 1102-nucleotide messenger RNA. RefSeq lists its product as uncharacterized. The transcript is spliced from 3 exons. The record is from RefSeq and is a predicted model, not a curated record. Lineage: Eukaryota; Metazoa; Arthropoda; Insecta; Diptera; Drosophilidae. The coding region runs from base 10 to 1101 and encodes 363 amino acids.